Molecule: messenger RNA, 7129 nt
Organism: Coregonus sp. 'balchen'
Lineage: Eukaryota; Metazoa; Chordata; Actinopteri; Salmoniformes; Salmonidae
Source: the annotation of a GenBank genome assembly
AUGGAGGACCGGGAGACAUCCGACGGUCCGGGAGGGCCUCAAGGCUUGAUCAGCGCCUCGUUCAACCAGGACACCACGUAAGCAAGCGCCCUGUCUGCCAACUCGGGCAGUUCUAGCGAAUUCAACUUGUCGCACUGUUAUAUAGAUUCUUCUUGUAUAAUCUAGGUAGUAAAUCUGUAUGCGUGCUUCUAGCUGUAAUAUGGUCUGUCUGCUGUUCUGUAACAGAUAUAUGUUAAUGUAUGAAUUGUAUCUUCCUACCUAACCCACUUGUGCAUGUGGUUUAUCAAUGUUAAUCCAAUUGUCAAAUGGUGUCUCAUCAAGACAGUUCCUAAAAUAUAGGUUAGUACCUUGUGAAGUAAGCCACCACACUACGAAGGCUUAUAGAUAGAUGGCCAGAGAAAAGUAUCCAGGCAAGAUUUGACCUACAGUAGAGAUACUGGUCAGCACAGCAGACUAUUGUGCAAGUCUGAUUUUUGUCUCAGAUGAUGACACAUGGAAUGAGUUGUCGAACUGUCAUGAUUUCUUGAAGCACUUAGGCUAUUACCACUGCAUGCAUGGGGCGGUUGGAUGUAUUGCAUUAUGACAAAGGGUCUUUGGGAAUGGAAUCCCAUGCUAGGCAACAUUUGAGUGUGAGUGAUAGAGGAGCAGCCAGACACUGUUGAUCUACAGGUCGGUUAAAGGUGUAGUGACAGCCAGAUGGUCAAACACACAUGUUAACGUUAGCUCUCUCCCAUUUUCAAUCAUCCUCAGACAUGAUAAGACAAGCAGCAGUUAGGCUAUUUGUUACCUGGGCUAGGCCUAUAUCCCACUGAACCACACACCUGUUCAACACUGGGUAGUGGUUGCCCUCAGGCACAUAUCUAGGAUCAGCUCACCCUCCACAUAGCAUAACCUAAACCAUAAGGGGGGGGGGGGAAUGUUAAACUGAUCUUAGAUCAGUGUCUACUCUAGAAUGAAUAUGAUCCUAUAUCUUCCUAGUCUAUCCUAUUCCACCUGUUGACAGACACCUGCCCCUCCUUUUCUCUACACAGUAUAUAUGUAUAUGUCCAUAGAUAGUGUGCUUGAUUAUCAGUGUUGUUUGAAGUUCUUAGGGUGAUCACAUGACCUUAGUCAACUCUUGCUGUGUUGACCAUACAGCACACUGUAUCCUUCAUUUCCCCUGACUGCUAUAUAUAGCUCACUGGGUAGUGAGGCAUUGCAUGUAUCCCCUACAGUUCCUGGUAAGCGGAGUGUGUACUAAGGCUUUCCUUAGAAAACAACAUCCUCUGCCUUUAGUGGUCCAAUCAGCCUUGGUCCAAUCAGCCUUUCCACUCAUAAACGUAGUGUAAUUUUAAGAAUGCACUGGGUAAAGGUAGUAGGGGAUAGAGGUGUCCUGGUUAGAGAACAAGGAUAGGGAGGGAGGCUUGAGGUUCCGUUUAUUUUCUCCAAUCAAAAAUCCAUUUUAUUUCCAUGAAUUACUUGUGUGGUUUUGAUAUUGGACGCACAGAUAACAAAAAGAUAAAUGCUGGAGAGGUUUUUACAACUGCCUGGAUUGUUUGGAACUGAACUCAUUCUAUUUUAUUGUAUGGUUUUUCCAUUGUAUGUGCAUUUAGUUUAAGAGGUAGAUGAUUACUUAGAUUAUGGCACAACAAGUGAACAUCCAGCCUCUUUGGUUAUAUCAUAUUAACAAACUGUAACCUUCAAGCAAACCUUGAGAGGGGAUUAUGAUGAAACCAUUAUGGCGGUUUACAACACUACACCCCUAUAGUGGGUUAUAGACUACACACGUAGUGGAUGCCAUCUUGGAUGUUUAACAACAGUUGGGUCUCUGUGUGUUUCAGGUCUCUAUCAGUGGGCACUAAGUCAGGCUACAGACUCUUCUCUGUCACCUCGGUGGACAAGAUGGACUGCAUCCACGAAGGAGGUGAGUGAGUGUCCUUAAAGCCUGUGUGUACUGGUAGCUACUGUUAAACACUAAGCUGGUAUCCUAGCACCGGGACAAAACAAACACCCAGUAAGCUGCGGUCAGGUCAACCAGCGUGGUUAAACAGUAGUCUGUAACCAGACAACAAGUUGUUCUAAGCUGAUAUAGCCCUCCCUCUCCCACAUAUGUAAACAAUGGUAGAGAGUAGUAUGUUACACCACAAGCCUGUUCCCAGUGAUGCAUUCUGCAAGUAUAUUAUCAGUGUUUCACAUCACAGUGAGAAGAAAGUGUGUGAGCCUAUGAAUGUUUUAGUUUGAGUAUGGAAUGAAUUAUGGCAUGAAUGAUGGAAUGAAUGAUGGAAUGAAUGAUGGAAUAAAUGAUGGAAUGAAUGAUGGAAUGAAUGAUGGAAUGAAUGAAGGAAUGAAUGAUGGAAUGAAUGAAGGAAUAAAUGAUGGAAUAAAUGAUGGAAUGAAUGAUGAUGGAAUGAAUGAUGGAAUGAAUGAAGGAAUUAAUGAUAGAAUGAAUGAAUGAUGGAAUAAAUGAUAGAAUGAAUGAAUGAAUGAAUGAAUGAAUGAAGGAAUGAAUGAUGGAAUGAAUGAUGGAAUAAAUGAUAGAAGGAAUGAAUGAAGGAAUGAAUGAAUGAAGGAAUGAAUGAAGGAAUGAAUGAAUGAAGGAAUGAAUGAUGGAAUGAAUGAUGGAAUGAAUGAAGGAAUGAAUGAUGGAAUAAAUGAUACAAUGAAUGAAUGAUGGAAUAAAUGAUAGAAUGAAUGAAUGAUGGAAUGAAUGAUAGAAUGAAUGAAUGAUGGAAUUAAUGGAAUUAAUGGAAUGAAUGAUGGAAUAAAUGAUAGAAUGAAUGAAUGAUGGAAUAAAUGAUAGAAUGAAUGAAUGAUGGAAUGAAUGAUAGAAUGAAUGAAUGAUGGAAUGAAUGAUAGAAUGAAUGAAUGAUGGAAUGAAUGAUAGAAUGAAUGAAUGAUGGAAUGUGUGCCUGCGUGAGUGUGUGUGUUUGGGUGUCUGUGCAUGUGUGCUCUAUAUACAUGUUUACCUGUGUGUGUGUGUGUGUAUUUGUGUGGGUGUGUGUGUAUAUUUGUGUGUGUGUAUUUGUGUGUGUGUAUUGGUGUGUGUAUGUGUGUGUGUGUGUUUGUGUGUGUAUGUGUGUGUGUGUGUGUGUGUGUGUGUAUUCUAUGCAGUGUGUUUUAUAUUAGCACUUGUAUGUGAUUUAACCCCUCCCUCCCUCAACCCUAUCCUCCCCUCCCCCACGUUCCACCCUCCCCCCACUUCCCCAAACACCCAAACCCACAUCCCUCACCCCCUGCACCACCCGUAACACCUUCUCAAAUCUACCACCCCCUUCCUUCCCUUCCCUCCCCUUCCUUCCCUCCCUCUCCCCUCCCCUUCCCCUUCUUUCCCUCCCUCUCCCCUCCCCUCCCCUCCCCCUCCCCCUUCCUUCCCUCCCUCUCUCUCUCCCAGCGGAGUGUCCAGACGUGUACGUCGUGGAGCGGUUGUUCUCCAGCAGUCUGGUGGUGGUGGUCAGUCUCUCCAUGCCCCAACGUAUGAACGUCUACCACUUCAAGAGGGGAACAGAGAUCUGCAACUAUAGCUACUCCAACAACAUCCUCUCAGUCCGUCUCAACAGACAGGUAAUGGCCCUAUUCCAAACCCAUUCCUCACUGCUAUCUAGAAUCUAAAGGGUUCUUAUAGGACAGCCAAAGGGCCCUUUUGGAACCCUUUUUUCUAAGAGUGUAUCCUUAGGUCAGAUUGAGGCCCCAUUCCAAUCCAAUCUCUCUCACCUAUCCUGAGGUCAGUUCCCAUUCCAUACCUAUCCCCCCUUUCAGCUCUGCUGCAACGUUUCCCUCUCUGUCCUCUGUAGAGGCUGGUGGUGUGUCUGGAGGAGUCUGUUUACAUCCACAACAUCAAAGACAUGAAGCUGCUGAAGACACUGCUCAACACACCCCACAACCCCUCAGGUACUGAAUACGCACACACAAUAACACACACACACACACACAAUUCAUCAUACCCUCAACUAUGCUCAGUUUUUAAACACAGACACACCCUCCAACCCGUCAGGUCUCUGUGCCCUCUCUGUGAACCAUGGUAACUCCUACCUGGCGUACCCUGGCAGUCAGACCAUCGGAGAGAUCAUUGUCUACGACGCCAACAACCUGGUAAGACAUGAUAUUGAAAUGACUUCUACCACCGCUGCUAUUCAACCACUGUCUACAGAGCACAACGCAGGGGUAUUCAUGUUGAUCCUAAUGGCAGGUUGUGGGUUAGCUAGUAGAGUGGUUGGAGUGGUAGUUGAACUGCCUUAAUACCUUUGAGGACAUGAAGUACAGUCAUUGCAUGUCACGGCUGUUGAAGUGGUCGCAGGUUGAUGAUGUCACAAAUGUGUGACCCGUGUUUUCCUUAGAGCACGGUGACGAGGAUCCCAGCCCAUGACAGUCCCUUGGCAGCCCUCACAUUCAACGCUUCAGGAACCAAACUGGCCAGCGCCUCUGAGAGGGUGAGUCUGACUGUUCCUCCCUCUCUCUUCCUGCCUUUCAACUGUCUUCACUAUAUAUACACUGAGUGUAGAAAACAUUAAGAACACUUACAUCUGUUGUUUUGCCCAUUCACCCUCUGAAUGGCACACAUACACAAUCCAUUUCUCAAUUGUCUCAAGCAAGGCUUAACAAUCCUUCUUUAACCUGUCUCCUCCCCUUUAUCUAUACUGAUUGAAGUGGAUUUAACAGGUGACAUCAAUAUGUCAUGGAAAGAGCAGGUGUUCCUAAUGUUUUGUACACUCAGUGUACAUCUCUGUCUACAACGGUUCUGUCUGACCAUCUCCUCCUCCACUCCAGGGUACAGUGAUCAGAGUGUUCACCAUCCCAGAGGGACAGAGGCUGUUUGAGUUCCGCAGAGGGAUGAAGAGGUCAGUUUAUACCAGACUACAGACACUACAGACACUACAGACACUACGGACACCACGGACACUAGAGACACUAGACACUACCAGACACUACCAGACACUACCAGACACUACAGACACUACAGACACUACCAGACACUACCAGACACUACCAGACACUACCAGACACUACCAGACACUACCAGACACUACCAGACACUAGAGACACUACCAGACACUACCAGACACUACAUAUACUACAGACACUACAUAUGUAGACAGACUACAGAACUAUUCCAAGGUUUUGUAGGGGUAGGUUUGGUAUCUUGGGGAUGAUGACUCUUACCAUGUGUGUCUGUGUUUCAGGUAUGUGAGUAUCAGCUCGUUGUCCUUUAGUUCAGACGCCCAGUUCCUCUGUGCCUCCAGCAACACAGAGACGGUCCAUAUCUUCAAACUGGAACAGCACAGCCCCAGGUACUCACUGUUUACAACACAGCCCCAGGUACACACUGUUUACAGCACAGCCCCAGGUACUCACUGUUUACAACACAGCCCCAGGUACUCACUGUUUACAACACAGCCCCAGGUACACACUGUUUACAGCACAGCCCCAGGUACUCACUGUUUACAGCACAGCCCCCAGGUACACACUGUUUACAGCACAGCCCCCAGGUACUCACUGUUUACAGCACAGCCCCAGGUACUCACUGUUUACAGCACAGCCCCAGGUACUCACUGUUUACAGCACAGCCCCAGGUACUCACUAUGUACAGCACAGCCCCAGGUACUCACUGUUUACAACACAGCCCCAGGUACUCACUGUUUACAACACAGCCCCAGGUACACACUGUUUACUGUCCUGAUUUUGUUGUGUUGAUCGUCUUACGUCUUGUCCCUUUCUGGUCCUCAGUGGCUAGUUGUCAGGAGUGUAAAAUGCUUUGUGUUACAGUUUUGUCUCUGAAGUCAGUCAGUCAGGAAGAGCAGUGCGAUUGACUCCUGCCUGUCUCCUCUGCCUGUCUGUAGUCGAGAGGGUGAGUCUCCUACGUGGGGUGCGUACGUGGGAAAGAUGUUCACAGCAGCCAGCACCUACCUUCCCUCCCAGGUCUCUGACAUGAUGCACCAAGACCGGGCCUUCGCCACCGUACGACUCAACAUGUUCGGACUCAAGAACGUCUGCGCCUUGUCCAUGUACGUUUGUGUGUUUGCGGGUGGAUGCAGGGCGGGGUGGUGUGUGUCUGUGUGUGAUUCAAUGUUGGGUCUCUUUAUUUUACAGUCCUAUUACUUGGUAUAUUUUCAGGGUUCAGAAGCUGCCUCGUCUGCUGGUGGCCUCAUCAGAUGGACAUCUCUACAUCUAUAACAUCGACCCACAGGAUGGAGGAGAGUGUGUUCUGGUCAGGAAACACAGGUGAGGGACUGGGAUCUGUUCAGGAAACACAGGUGAGGGACUGGGAUCUGUUCAGGAAACACAGGUGAGGGACUAUGUUCUGGUCAGGAAACACAGGUGAGGGACUGUGUUCUGGUCAGGAAUCACAGGUGAGGGACUGUGUUCUGUUUGUGUGAGCCUCAGAGUUGGGGUCAAUUCCAUUUCAAUUCCAGUAAAUUCAGGAAGUACAAUGACAUUCCAAUUCCAAUUAUUUUCAAUGCUUUUCAAUAAGGAAAAUGAAUUGACUGGAAUUUAAAUUAAAUUGACCCCAACCCCGGUGAGCAUAUGUGUGUGCUUAAGCAUGUUUGUGUGUGUGUGUGUGUGUGUGUGUGUGUGUGUGUGUGUGUGUGUAAUCAGGCUCUCUUUGUGUUUUCUCCAGGCUAUUUGAAGGAGAUGAGGUGCCACAGGAAGCACAACCGGAAGAGGAGGAGCCAGAGGAUGGAAGGUCCCUCCCACCGUCAACCAGCCCAUCAUACGCUGCCACUGUGGCCCUCCCCUCGAACCCACCCUCUUCUACCACUCUCACAGGUAUUGUGUGUGGUUUGCUUUAUGAAUGUAGUGUGUCUUACCUUGUGUGAUUAAGGGCUCUAUUCAAUUCGCAUCACGGAAUUUCAGCUUUACAGCGUGAUUGAAAUUUAAAGGCAAUGUUCCCACUUUAGCGGAGACGCUGCAUAUGUCGGCUCAAUGGGAAAUGACCUUUAAAUGUCUAUCGUGGAAUUUGUAACUCUUCAGCUUAGUCUGAUUACGUGCCCUUCUGUAAUCUCUCUUCUCCUCUCAUUCUAUCCUCUUCCCAGGCUACUCAGAGGAUGGAGGGGCUGAGAAAGGAGAUGUGAUCCCUGAACAUGAGUUUGCAGAGGGACCCGUCUGUCUGGAUGACGAGAACGAGUUUCCUCCUGUCAGCAACCAGACCAACUGA